This is a messenger RNA of Xyrauchen texanus (razorback sucker), 4682 nucleotides long. It is a transcript of the gene fbxw4, whose product is annotated as F-box and WD repeat domain containing 4. Gene Ontology annotation, molecular function: protein binding. NCBI's taxonomy places the organism in Eukaryota, Metazoa, Chordata, Actinopteri, Cypriniformes, Catostomidae. The transcript has 9 exons. Gene Ontology annotation, cellular component: SCF ubiquitin ligase complex. The record is from RefSeq and is a predicted model, not a curated record. Bases 164 to 1342 code for a protein of 392 amino acids. Gene Ontology annotation, biological process: SCF-dependent proteasomal ubiquitin-dependent protein catabolic process.
CCUGCGCGCACUGUGUGUACUCGCUUUGACAAAAACAUGGGCUUCUGCAUUUUCCUGCGUAACACAGACGAACCUCCUUUUAAUAGAUUCCUUCAUAUAAGUCGCGGUAGACGCAGAACGACAAAGAGAAGAGAAGAGGCGCAGGUCUGGAGAAGGAGCCGCAAUGUUUCUGUUUCAUUUACCCGAUGACGUGCUGUUCCUCGUCCUAUCCUACCUGGAUCACACAUCGCUCUGUCGCCUAUCUCAAACGUGCAGGAGAAGCUACCAGUUCAUCUCCAGAGACGUAAUUUGGAGGAGAAUAGCUAAAGACAUUAUCAAUACUGGGUUGACACGACAAGGAAUAGAUUUGUGUCCCUCUAUUCCUCUUAAGGACAGAGUGAGGGUAUCCCACAACUGGAUCCAUGGAGUCUGUCGCAAAGAAGUCCUUUUAAAAUGGAAGAUUAACUUGUUGCCAUGGAUACAGCUGGACUGUGAUGUGCUGUAUAUCUCUCAGGCAGCAAACAUCAGUGCAUACCAUCUGAGAGCUGAGGGGGGAAAGUUGCAGAACAAUUGCGUGGCCCUGUUCACAGGACACCAAGAAGAUGUGUGCAGAUUCACCCUGACAGACACACACCUUAUCAGUGCAGGAGGUGAUGGUAAAAUAAUUGUUCAUGACAGAGGAAGUGAUUACUCUGUUGAGUACUACGGUCACAAUCAGGAGGUGAACUGCAUUGACUCUAAAGGAGGUGUGAUUGUCAGUGGUUCCAGAGACAAAACGGCAAAGAUUUGGACUCUGACUCCAGAUCGACUCGUACAGUUCUUAUAUACAAUUCCCAUGUUUGACAGAGUGCGGUCAGUGGCCAUCAGUCCGUCUCUAUGCAACUUUGUGACCGGAACAGCCUGCUGUGAGAAUUUCGCUCCUCUUCGAAUCUGGGAUAUAGAAAGGUGUCACCUGGUGUCGUGUCUCGGUACAGAGUUCCGCCGAGGUGCAGGUGUGUUGGAUAUUGUCUACGAAUCUCCCUUCCAACUCCUCACCUGUGGAUAUGACACCUUCAUCCGUUACUGGGAUUUGCGCGUCUGCUCCAGGAAGUGUGUGAUGGAGUGGGAGGAGCCUCAUGACAGUGCCCUGUACUGUAUAAAGACAGACAAGAAUCACAUGAUUGCCAGUGGCUCAUCAUACUAUGGAGUAGUGCGCCUUUGGGACAAACGGCAAACCCGCUGUUUACAGAUGUUCCAGUUGGCACCCACCACUAGCAGCCCAGUGUACAGUCUGUGCUUCAAUACCUCUCACGUGUACGCUGCCCUGGCCUCUGUCCUUUACUCCCUUGACUUUAGAACUACAGUGUCCCAGUCCUGGAAAUAACCAUAUUUUUAUGUACAUUGUUUAUGCAUACUUUUAGGCUCAGAUAUCAUUCUUUAUCCUCAACAUGUCCUCCAAGCCCAUGGUGAAGUACCCAUCUUGCCUUUUGAAUUAUCAGUGCAGCUAAUGAUACAGUUAAGGCCUAGUGAACAUUUCCCCUGGCUUGCUCAGAGCUCCUGAGAGCGAGCAGGGUUCAUGACCUUCUGUGGCCCAAGUCUUAAUGGACUUAACACAUUGCCAGCGACCUCUGAGAUGUCUAAAACAAACACUGCUUAGAGCUGCCAGCACCCACUGAGGGGAUAUAUGCUAAGCCGCAGCUCAUAUGAUAAUAGAUAUAUUGUAACUGAAAGUAUAUUUUUCCAACAAUGAGUCAAUUAAAUGUGUUUUGUUUUCUUUUGUUUUCUUUCUUUGGUCUCAGUUAGCUGAGGCUAUGCUUGCUCAGAAUUUCUUGGUCAGUUACUGUUUACAUUGAUCCUAUUGGCACUUUUCCACUGCACGUUACGGUUCGACUCGCCUCAAGUCUACUCACUUUACUUUUCUGAGUUUGCAUUUCCACUGCAGUUUAGUGCCACCUCAACGUGGGUGGGAUUAUAGUCUGAUCGUCAUAGUUGCGCCGCCUCUACUGCCGUGACAUCAUCUUAAACACAACACAAACUGACCAAAAAAAUAACACGAUCGCUAGCUAUUAGCUACUAGCUCAUUGUGUUGCAUAAAGCAGUUUUUGCAUGGUGAUUUUACACAAGUGUAACAGUUAAAUUGGCCAGGUUGUUUUAGAAGCAAGCUUCCAGUAGCUAGUCAACUAAAUAAAGUGAAGCUUUCAAACAGAGUAUAGAGUUAAUAUAACAAAUCAUACCAUCCUCCAUCGUGGAUCAACGUUAGUCCAGAGCACUCUCCCUCCCAUUGCUCGCCGGUUUAGUUAGCGUCCAUUAGGUCAAACCACUUCCACUUUUCCUUGAUGGUUCUGUAGUCACUUUGAAUUUUUGUAUGCCAGUGUAUCAGCAGAAAAUGUUUUCAGCUGAGACACUUCCUGAGAGUCUUUUUCGUUUCGCUCAUCGCUAAAGAGUGAUGCACCUCAUUUAUUGACUACAGCGUGGUUUUGCGCACAGCCAUUUCUUUUUUCACAAUUCGAAAGUCGCAUGAACAAAUUAUACUGUUAUCACUGUUGCUAACUUUAAAACUAGCGGGUUGAUGUUGCGUGUUGGAAAUCCAGUGACGCUGGUAGUGAAUAUUCUCCCUGACCAAUCAGUGAUCUGCAGGAUUUUUACGUCACAUUUAGUAUCAGCUCGGCUCGCUUGGAACCUCGACCGAGGUGGUACUAAAAAAGGUCCGGUACCAGGUACUAUCCACAGUGGAAACCCCUAAAAAACCAAGCAGAGUUGAGUUGAGUUGUACCGUGCAGAGGAAAAGCCCCAUAUGACACCUUAGUAGUGCCCUGUUCACACAUACAGCGAUUACUUGAAUCACUGGAGGAUGCAGAAUGGCUAUAUUGUUGGUCGCUAGUUGGCAUUCCUACUGAUAGAUAUAAUGCACCAAUGACCAAUGCAUCAUAUCAUGAACAAGAUCAAAGGUUAUCAAUGCAGGAAUCAAACUCACAAUUGUUUUCCAUGCAUAAUUUCUUUAUUAUUUCCCUGCAUUUUGGUAGACAAAAAUCAUAUAGAACAGUGGAAUCUCUCACAGUAAACUUGCUUUGCACUCGACUCCAGUAUCAUAUUGAACACUAUGCCUGUCGCGAUUAUUAAAUAACCGUCCGUUCGCGGUUAUUUGAUCUUACCCCGGUUAUUUGAGACAACCGCGAUUAUUGGGCAUUCAAAUUCCAAUCACAUUUAAAUGCCCAAGUUAGGGUAUUUUAAGCAAAUAUGCUGUACUUUAUAAAUACCAUGUAUGGUGCGUUCACUGGUCAUUCACUCCGAGUCCAAGCGUCCUGGGCCGCAACAUCAAAUAGCUCCUGUCCAGAAGAGCGUGUGAAGCGCUCUGUUUUGUGUUUAAGUAUUUAGAAUUAUUUUGAUAUUAUAUAUUUGAAUUUAAAUAUGUAAAAAUGACUUGAGGUGUAUGAAGCACACCUUAAGAAAUAUGACAAUUUAUACUUUAUUAUAAUGAAUUUUGAAAGCCAUUAAAGAGACAAUUAAUCGUCUUAGCCCUAAAGCAGACAAUUCAUUGUCAUAAUCGCAGUUAUAUGUUUGACAAUUUAUCAUCAGACAAAUGUCAUAAUCUUGACAGCCCUCCAGGAGACUGAUCACAGGAGCUUCUAUGCCUUCUGUUAGUAGUCGCUAACUAAUUAUUGAACCACAGUCAAUUUCUCACUGCAAAUCGCUGCAUGUGUGAAUGCAGCUAAAGACUUAAGUGUCAUAAUUGUUUGUGUUACAUAUGUUUUAAUAAUUGCACUCUGGUGUUCCUAAAGAGGCAGGGAAGACAUUUGCUGACCCUGUAAGUGUUUUCGACUAAUGUUAUAUACAUCGUAAAGUGAGAAAUCUGAGGUCAAAUGUUAGGCCUUAAAGGCUAUGGAUGGCUGCUUGGUCUGUGCCAGAGCAGACAAUUGCAGAAGGGGAACAGAAUAACCAAAGACCCAAAGAAGAUGGCAACAUGCCUCUUCUUUCUCUUUUUUUCUUAAAGCACUGUGUUACAGCAAAGAAAUAGCUUAGUGCAGGACCAUCCAAAAGCAGCUAGCAAUGGCCUGCACUGACACAGUUAAUCCAUUCCAUCCCAAACACAAAUAUCUCAUCCUUCUGUUGUAAAGCCCCCUUGGAUUUGACUCCAGGCAGGUCUCUCUUCCUUUGGAAUUCCUCUGUAAUACCUCAUAGGAAUAUAUCCUUUAUUCAUCCUGAACAACUCAGGGGUGUAAAAGAAAAACAAAUGUGUGUAUUAAAAAAAGACAAAAUAGGCUGCAGAAGUGAGAGGAAAAAAAAAAGGGUUAUGUACUAAGGAAUUAUUUUAGCUAAAUCUGAAUAUUCAGAGGUAUUGAUGAUUGUGGCCUUGUUGGACUCAUAACAGAUUAAAUAUCUGACUGUGUUGACAGAUUAGCUUUGAAACCUUAUAAAAGUUUUUUUUUUUAAUGACCUUUGACCUUCUGCCAGGUCAUAGUAGCAGUAUUUAUAUUUAUGCUUAUCUUUAUUUUAAUAUAUAUUGUCAUCUUUAUGAAAUAUUGAGUUAUAGUCUGAGUACAGGUGGUCGAUAGUGUGUGAAAUGUCAAACUUUGAAUACAUUUCAAAUACAAGAUGGUGCAUUUGUGAUUAGCUUGUAAUUCAUUUACAUUUCACAUUGGAAAUGUUGCCAUUUUAAUUGCAGGCAAAAACUAUUUGUCUCAGGGAUCAAUGUUAUAAACAAAUACAUAUGUCUGGGUGUGAAA